UCUUGCGCCAUAAAUACCUUCCGCUCUGUCAAAUGGGGUUAAUUUUAGCCCCUGCUCAGGGCAUGAGCGCUGCACACAGACGGCCAGGGUUAAAACUUGCACCAGUCUCUGGUCAGCCAACAGGGCAGCUCCUCUGGUUUUCUUCCCUGCUCGUUCCCCCGUCGCUCCAGCGGUUUCUUGAUUUCCCACGGCAGCAUGGCCGACCCCAGCGAGCGGGACUCCUUCACGGACGACAUCGACGAGGAUGAGCUUCUCGCCGGGCUCUCGGCCGAGGAGCUCAAGGAGCUGCAGAGCGAGAUGGACGUCAUCGCCCCGGACGAGAGGGUGCCGGUGGGACAGAGACAGAAGAACUCGGCUGUUCAGCGGACGGUCAAGGAGGACAGUGAUCAGGAGUCCGAGUGUGGGGACGAUGAUGAGGACGAGAUCUUGGCCGGUCUCUCUGCCGAGGAGCUGAAGCAGCUCCAGAGCGAGAUGGAUGUCAUCGCGCCGGACGAGAGGGUGCCGGUGGGACAGAGACAGAGGGACCAGACCGAGAAGGCCCCCACAGGCACAUUUGACCGCCGGUCACUAGUGGACUACAUGUACUGGGAGAAGGAGUCCAAACGCAUGCUGGACGAGGAGAGAGUCCCUGUGACGCUGCUGCCCAGUGAGAAAAAGAUGAGAGAAGCUGCUGAGCAGAAGGAGAAGGAGCAGGUGGUGGAGGUGGUGGAGGAGGUGGUGGAGGAGGAGGUGCCAGACGGUGUUGAUGAGGUGGAGUACGUCUACGAGGAGGUGGUGGAGGAGGUGGAGGCGGAGGACGGGCAGGUGGGGGAGGAGGUGAUCGAGGAAGUCAUCGAGGAGAUCAUAGAGGAAGUGGUCGAGGUCAAGGACAAGACACAGGAGGAGACGCAGGAGGAAAACAAACAAGCCGAGGGUGCCGAAAAACAGGACAACAAACAAGCCGAGUGUGCCGAAACACAGGACAAGAAGGAAGCGGCCAUCACAGGACCGAAGGACAGUCCACCCCUGGAGGCUGGGGAGGGGGCGGAGCCGCAGGGCAGGUUUGAGGACUGGGUCCCAGAGAAGGAGGAGAGGGUCAUCUCCAAGCUGAAAAUUCCAAAGCUGGCGCUUGGCGGGAACGCCUUGAAGUUGACAGCCAGGCCAUCAGGGAACGAAACCAACCUGGACAGCACACUGCACAAGAUCCGCAACAACAACCCUGCGGUCACCGAGGUCAACCUGAACAACAUCGAGAACAUUCCCAAGGACAUGCUGCUGGACUACGUGAGCGCACUGAAGAAGAACAAGCAUGUGAAGACGUUCAGCCUCGCCAACACGGGCGCGGACGAGACCACGGCCUUCUGUCUGGCCAACAUGCUGCGCGAGAACAAGAGCGUCGCCACGCUCAACAUCGAGUCCAACUUCAUCACGGGCAAGGGCAUCAUCGCCAUCGUCCGCUGCCUGCAGUUCAACGAGACGCUGACCGAGCUGCGCUUCCACAACCAGAGACACAUGCUGGGUCACCAUGCCGAGAUGGAGGUGUCGCGCCUGCUGAAGGCCAACCACACACUGCUCAAGAUGGGCUACCACUUCGAGCUGCCCGGCCCGCGCAUGGUGGUCACCAACCUGCUGACCCGCAACCUGGACCGCCAGCGGCAGCUACGGCACGAGGAGCAGAAGCUGAAGGACGUCAAGCAGCAGCGCGAGCUCCUGGACAUGUACGAGGCAAGCCUCAACCUACCGCCCGGCCUGCUGGACAUGCUCAGCGGCUACCUGCCCCCCGAUGAGCUGCUCGCUCAGCUGCAGCACCACCACCAGCUGCUGCAGCAGCAGCAGACGCAUCAGGAGGCCCCCGAGCCCAGCCGAGCCUCCCCCGAGCCUGGCCCAGCUCUGGCCCAGCUCCGCAAGACCCAGAACCUGCAUAGCGCCGCUCCCAAGCCCGCCGGCUCUGACCCGGGCAGCCUCAUCAAGGACGUGCAGCUGAAGAAGACGCCCAAGAAACGCGACCCCUGCCUGGACGCUGCGGAGGAGAGGCGGCCCAGGGCCAGCGUCCAGCUGCGGAAAACAGCGCGGCCGACGGACGUGUGGGGCACCCGGGAGAGCGCGCUGAUGGCGGACGAGCGCGCCAACCUGAAGGACAUGCUUAAGACUCUCAAACCAGUGCCACGGCGACGAGUACCGCCCAAAGUGGAGAUGACGCCGCGCGACGAGCUCCUCAGCGAGAUCCGCCAGAGCAACGUGGCCUACCUCAAAGCGGUCCCCCUCCCAAAAGAGCUGGAGUCGAGCGAAACCAGUCUUUUCUAAAGGAUGAGAAACCAGUCUUUAUUCUAAAGGAUGUUCUCAUAGCUGUAGCUGGACAGUCCACCAUAACUGUGUCCGUCCGAGACGAUCAUCAAAGUCACCUUAUUAUGGAGCAUAUGCCCACACAUGUAGAAUACGGAUGCUCAUAUUGGAGUUUUUUAUGUUGUGAAGACAUUUGUCUAACAAUUGUGUGUUUUACUUGCUAUGUUUGUUUUAUAAUGCAUUUAAUAUCCUGUUGUAAUAAAGUGAACUAGUUUAGA
Molecule: messenger RNA, 2540 nt
Organism: Alosa sapidissima (American shad)
Lineage: Eukaryota; Metazoa; Chordata; Actinopteri; Clupeiformes; Clupeidae
Gene: lmod3
Product: leiomodin 3 (fetal)
Exons: 4
Coding region: 196-2283 (695 amino acids)
Biological process (GO): pointed-end actin filament capping; myofibril assembly; muscle contraction
Cellular component (GO): myofibril; striated muscle thin filament
Molecular function (GO): tropomyosin binding
Source: RefSeq, a predicted model, not a curated record